AUUGGGUCGCCUUAUGAUUUUUAUAUCUGUCACUAGUGUGAAAAAUAAUCAUAUUGAAAUAAAAAAAAUGGCUACCGUUGAGUUCGACGAGCUCGUGCUAAUCGCAGAUUGGCUCACAGAAGCUCCUGUGACCUGCCUGGAUAUUUUCAAAGGUGUCGGACUUAAAACGGUUCACUUGGUCACGUUGAGUGAAAACAAUUUCAUCGAAGCCAUCAGCAGUGGACCGAAGCCAACAAUUGAGGCAAGUGAAUUGUGGUCCUUGGUGGAAAAUUGGCGCAAACGGAACGGUUUAGUCAAUGCGACGAUUGUUGACGUCAAGCCUGUAGAUAGAUCUACAGUUUCCGAACCGGUUGAAAAUUUGGAUGAAAUUCAUUCAAAUAAUGAAAUGGAGAUGGACUUCAAUAAGUGCGAAUCAUUCGAAGCUUGCAACAGCAGUUUCAAGGAUCAGGAAAAUGAAAUUGUAACAGACACUGUAGACAAAAGGGACCUGGAACAACCGAAGUGCAGUCCCAGUUUAAACCCGUUGUUGACGCCGAACAGACUACGACAACUCCUUGAGCAGUCCAUAUACGGUAAACAAGUAUUGCAGAAGCAAAGCAAACCCAAGAGGUAAAUUAUAUAGCAGAAUAAAUUAUAUUAAGCAGUCUGAAAGAAAAAGGGACCGGCAGGAGUUAGAAAACAGUCAACCGAACACCGUUUCUCUUGAGGCUAUCGAAACUCCAGAAGUUACAGCAACUCUAUCAUGGUUGGAGUUGAAUAAAUUUCCCUGGACUACGGUGUUAUCCCAAUGGGAAGUCAGUUUCCCAGUGAGGAAGAAAUAUCUUCAAAAAUUUAAUAAAGCCAGCUCAGUCAUCCAAACAUAUUCGCAUUUGAGAGAGGAAUAUGGCUAUCAACUUUUAGAUAUUGACUUUCAAAAACUUGGCCUAACAAACCCCCACGGUGGAUGUCAAAAAUGGGAUUCAUUAUUUCAAUCUAUCGCUAAAUUCAUUGCAAAAAGAGCAAAAGAUCCUACAUCUAAAGAGUUAAUUCGGAUAAUCGAGGACUCAAACCAUUCCACCGAUUUACGUUUGUUACACACGCUAUUGGCAUUGAACACCGUUUUGAUUCCAGUAAAAGCUGCAAAAGGAUUCAAGCCAACAGUUGCUACUGCACAAGCGGAUACAUUUCUAUUAGUUUAAAAUCAUAACGAAUUCGAAGCUGAACUGGAAAAAAACAUCAAAGUUUAUGAAGAGCAACAAAUUCCCAUACCUCCAAAGCUGAUUGUACUGGGAGAUAAUCUUGCAUCAAUUACUGGAGAGUGUAUGGUGAUUUACAAGUCUAUAAUAUAUAAGCUUCAAACAAUUGUACGCGGAGUUGAUGUUCUAGUGAAACUUCGCAUCAUAUUAGGACUACCAGUAUCAAAGCUCUCGAAGUUAGUUUGGGUUUUCAUCGAACAAUUCAUAUAUGGUGUUUUGCCGGAUAACGGGUAUUAUCUGUGUGUAAACAAGCUCGUGGAUUAUUUGAAUCAACAGGAAUGAUGAUAGCAUGUUUUGUAGCUACAUGUGCUGACACAUUUGCAACGGCAAAUGAGUUGAUAAUGCACGUGAAAAAUGUUCAUCGACCGCCCGUUUUUUAUGAGUAUAAAUGCACGUUUCCCGCUUGCAUACAAAUUUUUACUAACCUGUAUAGAUACACGAAGCAUUUAAAAAAUCAUAAAUUCAGUUCGGAAUCAGUUGUUACACCUAUACGUUACAAUUACAGAGAAAAUGAUAUUAAUUUAGAAUUUAAUUUGCCAACAAACAAAGUGAGAAAAGUCGAAGGUAAUACGGUACCUACAGAUAACAGUGAUUCUAUAUUAGAUGCUAAUUUAAACGAUUUGAAAAAAUUGGCUGUUGAAUUUACGUUAAACCUACAUCAAAGACCCAAUUUGGCUCGCAGCGAUGUGCGAGAAAUACAGAAAGCUACCCAAAAAUUUUGUUCGAAAGCUGUUGAAAACAUUGAAAAAUAUAGCACAUGCACUGAUAGUACUGAGAUCAAUUACACUUUUAAAAAAUACCUAUCACAAUUGAAGCAUAGUUUUGAUUUUAUAGAUACAGAUCAUAAGUUCUUAAAACACAUAGAGGACAUAGGCAUUUUCAAACCACCAAAUAUAUUAACUUUACAACAAAAUGAGUUGAAAAUCUCUAUUACUGAAGAAUGUCGUAAGUCAUGCUUGGUAUUGAAUCAGAUCGAAUUUCAAAUAAAAUCCUUUUUUCAAAUGGAAAAUAUUUUUUGUAAAACUAUGGAACAUACGCGAAAAUUGGAACGAUCAGGUGAAAUUGUUCAUUUUGUUAAUGGAAAUGUGUACAAGAAGAU
Molecule: messenger RNA, 2334 nt
Organism: Malaya genurostris
Lineage: Eukaryota; Metazoa; Arthropoda; Insecta; Diptera; Culicidae
Exons: 6
Coding region: 14-613 (199 amino acids)
Source: RefSeq, a predicted model, not a curated record